Molecule: messenger RNA, 741 nt
Organism: Aspergillus glaucus CBS 516.65
Lineage: Eukaryota; Fungi; Ascomycota; Eurotiomycetes; Eurotiales; Aspergillaceae
Exons: 2
Coding region: 1-741 (246 amino acids)
Source: RefSeq, a predicted model, not a curated record
AUGUCAACCACAUGGAUGCUCCCCCGGGGGCUGUUCUUUCGCUCCCUUCGCCAAUCUCACUACACCAAUCCUGCCAGCUCGGAAUUUCUCGCGUCAUCAUCCUUCAAGUUCGUCAAUCCACGCCAUCAUGUUUUCGCCACGGAUAACGUCGCGCAGAAGUUUCCAGCAGCGGCAAUUGCUGGGUUGAGCGAUGAGAAAGUCUUGGCCUUGUUCACCAGUGGGUUUUUCUCGGGGUUUAUCUUUGGCUUCGAAAGGUGGAUACUGAGGAUCGGAGGGUAUAAUCUGUUGCCUGCACGUUAUACAGGCUUCCAGCCAGAUCCACAAGCAGUAACAAUCUGGAAUCGUUCCAAAGUCCCCAACACUCACCUCCUCCCCGUCGGCACCUGCCUAUUCGGCUCCUUUAGAAUGCUGGAUAAGCACAUCGGAGAACCAUCAGACCACAGUUCGAGCCACGUUGACUAUGGCUUCGGCUCGGAUGAAUUCAUCUUUGCAGGAUGUCACCGCUUUCAAAUCACAAGGCUGCCUCCUUCUAACAUGGACUCGGAGUCUGAGUCUGGUAACAAAGGAAAGCAGCCAGAGCCGCAGGUUCAGAUCCAACUACAGCACUUCCGGUGUAAUCCACAGAGAAAUUUUCCUUCGGUGGCCGAGUAUAUUGAGAGGUUCCACUACGUUUAUGCGAAGGCGCUAUUUGCGAAUGGGGUCCAAUCACUCUUGGAACGAGAGCAGUUCAACAGGCCAUGA